This is a messenger RNA of Pungitius pungitius (ninespine stickleback), 3221 nucleotides long. Its product is annotated as tyrosine kinase receptor Cad96Ca. Gene Ontology annotation, molecular function: ATP binding; growth factor binding; transmembrane receptor protein tyrosine kinase activity. Gene Ontology annotation, cellular component: signaling receptor complex; plasma membrane. NCBI's taxonomy places the organism in Eukaryota, Metazoa, Chordata, Actinopteri, Perciformes, Gasterosteidae. Bases 180 to 1409 code for a protein of 409 amino acids. The record is from RefSeq and is a predicted model, not a curated record. Gene Ontology annotation, biological process: protein phosphorylation; positive regulation of kinase activity; cell surface receptor protein tyrosine kinase signaling pathway. The transcript is spliced from 12 exons.
GACACCUGUUUGAAUCCUUCAAGGGUUCUAGCACUCUUAAAGUAUAGCUUUAAACGAAAUAAGCAUUGAACAGAGACAUACAGACUGCUUCAAUGUAACAAUUCUUCUUUAGACAAUAACUUAUCAGACUGGUGUUCAUCAGAAAACAAAGACAUAGACGUUGUUCGGCAGAAGAGAGAAUGUCACAUGAUUCCACCAGUGGAAAUGCGUGUUCAGGUCAGCUCCUCCACCUGCUUGUCUACCCCCUCAUAGGGGCUCUGUCCUUCACCGUCCUGGUGGUCACACUGCUGGGAAUCAUGUGUCUAAGAAAGUAUCGGUCUUUGUUACGGACAAUUCGAGAGCUACGAGGGAGUAAGUUGCAGCUGGAUGCUGUUCCUCGGCUGGAAGCUCCCAUCACGCCUGUGAGGCCAGUGCCAGCAGAGGGGGAGGAACAGCUGUCUCCACUAAAUCCCCUGCAGCAGAGCAGCACAGCCAGGUCCUCCUCCAGGAAGCUGUGGAAAGGCUUGCAGCAGGGUUCUCAUGUUACCGAGUCAGACCUGAACUUGCUCCAGCUGAUCAAAGCGGGAAAGGAGGGGGUCUUCUACAAGGCCAGGAUGACCAAAGGGACGUGCAAAGGCCACACCACAUUCACUUGCAAGAUCAGCAAGGAAGGUGUCCGUUCAAAGCAUGUGGAGACAGAGGUUUCCAUCAUGAAGAAACUGAUACACCAUAAGAACAUCCUCCAGUUGCUGGACUGGAACACCACUGAUGAGCCUUACAUUUUGAUCAUGGAGAAUGUGAGCUGUGGCACUCUGAGGACCUUCCUGCAGACCCACAAAGUCUCCCUGAGUGCAGACCCUGAGCUGCACAGCCUGCUCACCAUCGCCUCCUAUCACAUCGCUCUGGCCAUGCAGCACCUGCGCUCCAAAUUGAUUGUGCACGGCGACUUGGCUUUGAGAAACAUCAUGGUCAAUAAGUUCCCUUGGGAAGUAAAGGUCGCAGAGUUUGGGCUGGCUCGAGACUUAACCGGGAUGGUGAGCCGCCGCAGCAGCCGCUGGAAGAGCCCACGGCAGCGUGUGCCGCUGCGCUGGUACCCACCCGAGUACUUCAAGAGCAACUAUUACGGCUUCAAGGGAGACGUGUGGGCAUUUGGCAUUGUCCUGUGGGAGAUACAGACAUUUGGUACAAUGCCAUACCCUGACGUGGAGAAAUCAGACGCAGUGGUGUACUACAUCUGUAUUGGUCAUAAGAACACAAACCCUGAAGGCUGCAGACCAGAGAUACUCCAUAUCAUGCGAGAUUGUUGGCUGGACCUGUAUUCAAUGAGACCCUCGUUCACGGACGUCGUUCGCAUGUUAGAGGCCAUCAUAGAAAACGACGCGGAUUAUGUGAAUGUUGAGAGUGAUCCAUUGGUGAAAGAUGAGGCUUAAUAUCAGGAUGCUAGAUGUCUGCAGGCAGCCAGCAUCCCUUUCAGAAGAUAUAGAGGUCCUCUCUAAACACCAAGGCACCAGAAGAGGUCCCGUUCUGAACCAGUAUGUGUGUUUAACUCCCAGGGAUUGAUAGAGUAAUUCUAUCCCUAUAAUUUAAAGGCUACAUUUAUCUGUUUGGGGACAUAUUUCAUGCUGUGUCUGAAAUAAACUGUAAGAUGAUGAACAGACAGUAUGGUAAAUGAUGUACAGUUGAAACCAGGAGUUUACAUACAUUGUGCAAAAAGACACAACACUUUUUUCUCACCAUCUGAAGUUAAAUCAGUUCUCCUGUUUCAGGUCCGUUAGGAUUACCAAAAUAAUUUAAUUUAACUUUUGCUAAAUGUCACAAUAAUGAGAAACAGAAAAUUUUAGAGAAUUUUUCAUUACUUCGGGGAAAUCGGGGAGAGAAUUGUGGAGCUCCACAAGUCUAGUUCAUCCUUGUGUGUAAUUUCCAGAUGCUUGAAGGUACCACGUUCAUCUGUGCAAACAAUUAUACGCAAGUAUAAACAUGGGAAUGUUCAACUGUAUGUACAUCACACCGCUCAGGAAGGAGACGGGCUCUGUGUCCCAGAGAUGAACGUGUUUUGGUCCGACAUGUGCAAAUCAACCCCAGAACAAAAGCUAAAGACCUUGUGAAGAUGAUGGCUGAAGUGUCAUUAUCCACAGUAAAACAAAAAAAAGCCAGAUUACAGUUUGCAAAAAGACACCAAGACCUUCACUUCUGGAGACAUGUCCUGCGGUCUGAUGAAACUAAAGUGGAGCUGUUUGGCCAUAAUGACCACCGUUACAUUUGGAGGAAAAAGGGGAAAGCUUGUAGACCUGAAAACACCAUCCCAACUGUGAAGCAUGGAGGUGGCAGCAUCAUGUUGUGGGGCUGUUUUGCUGCAACAGGAACUGGAGCGCUUCAUAAAAUACACGGCAUCAUGAAGAAAGAACAUUACCUGGAAAUAUUAAGACAACAUCUCAGGACGUCAGCCAGGAAGCUAAAACUUGGGUGCAAAUGGGUCUUCCAAGUGGACAAUGACCCUAAGAAUACUGCCAAAAUAGUUAAAAAGUGGCUUGAGGACAACAAGGUCAAUGUCUUGGAGGGGCCAUCACAAAGCCCUGACCUGAAUCCCAUCGAAAGUUGGGGGCAGAUUUGAAAAGGCAUGUGUGAGCGAAGCGGCCAACAAACCUGACUCAGUUACACCAGUUCUGUCAGGAGGAAUGGGCCAGAAUUCCAGCAUGCUACUAAAUACUAAGGAACCGUAUGUAAACUUUUGACCUUGAAGAAAGUAAAGAAACAUUCUCAAAUAUUCUUUGUCAUUAUUGUGACAUUUAGUAAAAAUUCGAUAAUCUUAACGGACCUGAAACAGGAGCGGUUGAGUCUGAUUUAACUGCAGACAGUGAGAAAAACGUUCUGUCUUUUUGCACAGUGUAUGUAAACUUCUGGUUUCAACUGUAUGUACAUACAUGUAUGUCAUUUUUGUCAUGUUCUGUUUCUUCUUUUACUUUGUAAAUCUUCAUAUUAUCUUAGAUAUAUACUUUUUUUUUAAUCUACCUUUUUUUAAACUAUUGUUUGGUAAUUCAAAUAUAGCGUUGUGUAUUAAUUACCCUACCCAAAAGUAGAACACAUCAAAACACAUUCUUGACAACGUAUUAUCGGCAAAACAGAAAUUACAUUUCACCACUAUGCAUUCCAAUGACAUCUAUACAACAUCUGUCCAUAUAUACCUUAUAAGUAAUGUAUUAUUAAAUGGAUUUAAUGGAUUGAAUAAUUACAUUAAUGGAUAA